Molecule: messenger RNA, 1131 nt
Organism: Phyllotreta striolata
Lineage: Eukaryota; Metazoa; Arthropoda; Insecta; Coleoptera; Chrysomelidae
Source: the annotation of a GenBank genome assembly
AUGCGCAAUGUUUUUACGCGGCUACUUACGUUUAGACAUUUUAGUAUGGGUGAUAAAUUUACGUCAUUUAAGAAAAACAACACUUUAAUAGGGGCCGCCUUUCUGGGCGUCAUCAGCGCCGCCGGCAUGUUCCUCGUCGAGCACUACAGACAGGAGAAAGUCAGACACCGAAUGGCCAAAGAUCUGGCCCGCUUGGAUCAGGAACUGUCCCAAGUUCGCAAGGAACUCGACCAAGUCCUCAAGAAAUCGAGCGACAGGUCGCUGAAGGGGCGUAGAGCGAAAUCCUCCAUAAAGAAAGCCAAUUCCGCUGUAUCUUCAUCCACACUCGACGAAUACCUCAGCUCCACUAACCUCGAUAGCUCCGAUUUGGAAUUUUACGACCUCAGCGAUAACGAACUGGAAGCCGAUAAAUCUUCAAACCUCUCCGGGUUACUAGAUACAGUCGACCACAAGUUAGACAAAGACAACGCGGCGACGUUAGAAGAGGUGCUAAACAUGCUCACGGACUUGUGCUUGGAACACCCCCAGCACCCCGAGCUGCUGUGGAGGAUCGGAAAGGCUCACAAGAAAUUGGCCGACCACUCUCAAGACAAGGCCGUUAUCAGAGAACACGUUACGAAAGGCAUCGAAGCGUGCCAGUCCGCUUUGCAACUAAAAGACGACAGCCCGGACGUGCACAAAUGGUACGCCAUCCUGAUCGGUUUGAGGACGGAGUUCGUUUCUAUACAGGAGAAAAUCAACGAUGGUUUCCUGUUCAAGCAGCACGUGGAAAAGGCGUUGGCGCUGAGCCCCGCCGACGGCGUUUUGCACCACAUGCUGGGCAUGUUCGAUUACCAGAUAGCCGGCAUGCGGUGGUACGAACGAAAAGUGGCUGCGGCCCUGUUCAGCGAGCCGCCGAGUUCGACGUUCGAAGAGGCGCUCGGCCACUUCCUCGAAGCGGAAAAACUGACUGCGUACGGAUGGAAAACGAAUCGAUUGAUGGUAGCCAAGUGUUACGUGGCUAAAGGGGAGUAUAAGGAGGCGGUGGAAUGGCUGGUGAAGGCCUCGAGGGUCUCGCCCAAGGACGAAUCGGAACACAAGGAGGAUGUUGAAAUUAACGAGCUAUUGCGAAAAUACGACAGCUAUAGGUAG